ACCCCGGCGCGCGUGGGGCUCGUCGCGGGCCGAGCGCGUGGGUGUCUCAGCGCGGCUGCUUGCGCUAUGGCGGGGCUGGUGGACUUCCAGGACGAAGAGCAGGUGAAGGCCUUUCUGGAGAACAUGGAGGUGGAGUGCAACUACCAGUGCUACCGCGAGAAGGACCCGGAUGGUUGCUAUCGGCUGGUAGACUAUUUGGAAGGAAUCCAGAAGAAUUUUGAUGAGGCUGCCAAGGUGUUGAAGUUCAACUGUGAAGAGAACAAACACAGUGAUAGCUGCUAUAAAUUGGGGGUCUAUUAUGUGACUGGAAAAGGUGGAUUGCCACGUGACUUGAAAGCUGCCUCUAACUGCUUUCUAAUGGCCUGUGAAAUGCCCGGAAAGAAGUCUGUGGAGGCAUGUCACAAUGUUGGUCUUCUGGCACAUGAUGGACAAGUCAAUGAAGAUGGCCAGCCUGAUCUGGGAAAGGCCAGAGACUACUACACAAGGGCCUGUGAUGGCAGUUAUGCCUCCAGCUGCUUCAACCUCAGCGCCAUGUACCUGCAGGGUACCCCUGGCUUUCCCAAGGACAUGGGCCUUGCAUGUAAAUACUCUAUGAAAGCUUGUGACCUAGGCCAUAUCUGGGCCUGUGCCAAUGCCAGCCGCAUGUACAAGCUGGGAGAUGGUGUCGAUAAGGAUGAAGCCAAAGCUGAGGUGCUAAAAAAUCGAGCCCAGCAGCUGCACAAAGAACAGCAGAAAAGUGUCCAGCCUUUAACAUUUGGGUAGUGUGGCCUACCUCCUACACAUCAGACAGCUUGAGGCUGCCCCUUCCUAUUUCUGACCUUGGUAGUCCACCUGUUGGAGCAGGAAGACUUGGACUUGAUAUCAAGAGCUCUGGACACAUAGGCCCAUUAUCCCAACGUGGCACCUAUUGGGACAUAGCCUGAAAUGUUUAUUUUCAAUAUUCCUUUAUCUGGUGUGAUCUGUGGAGACAACAUUUAUAGGGUAUUGAGUUUUCAGACUCACAGGUCUUUGAAACACAGAAGCAAACUAGAGAGCCAAAGAGAUCUCUAGAUGGAGAGGGGUACUGAUGGGCAGGAAGUUGGAAAAAUUAAAGCCACAGGGCCUGAAGGAAUCAGACAUGAUUAUUAUUAUUUUAGCUGGGAGGGCUUAGAAAUCAGAAAGUAUCUUGAUUUACAUAAUAGAAGGCUUAAGGAGCUAAGAACAGUUAAAAAGUCACGACUGCCACCCUCUGACUUAUGUAAUCAUUGGUGUGGGCUUCCUUCUUGCCUUUAGAAUCAGAUAUUUCAAUAAAUUCAUAGAGAUCAGAGGGGCGUGACAUGAGACAUAGAAAUUAAAGGUGGUUAUCGCAAAGGAGAUGAAACAUAGCCUUUCUCUAGUGGAGAAAGUCACAGUUAAAAAUCAGCAUGCCCAGGGCCACUUAACUGGCUCUUCCUGUCAUGCUGAGGGAACAGAUUAUUUAUUCCCUUUCCAAGGCCACUUUGGCUAGAAAUUUGAACAAGGACUUUGUGGCACAUCUUGUCCCUCAGAAUUGAAUCUUUUUAAUUGUCCUUGUCAAUAAACUAUUUUGAUUGAUUAGUAAUUUGAUUAGUAUUUUUAGUGUUCAUUACAGAUUCUGUAUGGGGUAGAAAUUAUGUUCAUAGUGGUUGUGCCCUUUUCUUUUACGAACAUUUGCUUUUUCUACUCUCUUCCUAACUUGCCACCAGGGGGCGAGCUGGCAUUUUGCUGCUGAUCACAAGACCAUUAUUUCUGUCAUCACCUACUGUUUUGGGGCUUCCAGUUUUGCACCUGCCCUAGAAGAAGGCUUGCAAUGUGUAUGAAGGUUAAUGAGCAUAGCCAGCUUCUCAAGUUGAUGGAGGAGAGGGACUUCCCCAAGAGUUGGGAAGUUUUAAUAUGCAAAUUUAUUUUUAUUUUUUUAGUUUUUUCCUCCCUACUGCCCCCAAUUUGUUUUGAAAAUGUAAAUUAGCUUUUGUUGUGUUAAAACUGUAGCCCAACAAGCAUAUGUAAAGAUGCUCAACAUCAUUAAUGACUAGGAAAAUGAAAAAGUAAACUACAAUGGGAUAAUUACUUAACAUCUAUCGGGAUGGCUGUUGUCAAAAAAAAAAAAAAAAGACAAGUAUUGGCUGGGAUGCAAAGAAACUGGAAUCCUAUACAUUAUUGGGAAUGUAAAAUGGUGCAGCCGUUAUGGAAGACGAUAUGGUGACUCCCCAGUAAAUUAAACAGAAUUACCACACUAUCCAGGAAUUCUACCCCUGGAUACCUCUCCAAAAGAAUUGUAAGAAAGGUCUCCAAGAAAUAUUUGUAGACUUACGUUCAUAGCAGUAUUCACAAUAGCCAAGAACAACUCAACUAUCUACUGAUGGGUGAAUGGAUAAAGAUGUCCAUACAUACAAUGGGAUGUUUCUCAUCUUUAAAAGGAAGGAAAUUCUGAUACAUGCAUCAACAUAAAGAACCUUGAAGUCAUGCUAGGUGAGGUAAGCCAGUCACAAAAAGAUAAACAGUGUGAUUCCAUUUAGAUGACAUAUCUAAAUAGAGACCAAAAGAAGGAUGA
This is a messenger RNA of Talpa occidentalis (Iberian mole), 2548 nucleotides long. Its product is annotated as cytochrome c oxidase assembly factor 7. NCBI's taxonomy places the organism in Eukaryota, Metazoa, Chordata, Mammalia, Eulipotyphla, Talpidae. Gene Ontology annotation, cellular component: mitochondrial intermembrane space. The record is from RefSeq and is a predicted model, not a curated record. The transcript has 3 exons. Bases 67 to 762 code for a protein of 231 amino acids. Gene Ontology annotation, molecular function: protein binding.